This is a messenger RNA of Neltuma alba, 2452 nucleotides long. RefSeq names its product SAC3 family protein B. NCBI's taxonomy places the organism in Eukaryota, Viridiplantae, Streptophyta, Magnoliopsida, Fabales, Fabaceae. The record is from RefSeq and is a predicted model, not a curated record. Gene Ontology annotation, biological process: mRNA export from nucleus. Gene Ontology annotation, cellular component: nucleus; transcription export complex 2; cytoplasm. The annotation marks the transcript as partial. The transcript has 11 exons.
AAAUCUUCACCACCUGCUACAGUUUCCGAAGCUGCAUUAAACAGCUCCAUCAGUUCCUCUACUCCUAAAAGAACAAGAUCACCUCCUCGAAUAUCUUCAAGUGAUAAAACUCUUGAAGGAAAAAUCAACUCCUCAAAUGACAAUUCUGAACGCGAAAUGUUAGCCAAGGCAAAGCGUUUAGCUCGGUUCAAGGUGGAUCUAGGCAAAUCUGAGCAGAGUGAUUCUGAUACUGCAGACAGGAAGGCUUCUGCAAGUAGAAAUGAACAAUCUCUGUCAGAGGAAAAAUAUGAUGGUGGCCAUUCUAUACAACCAACUGUCAAUGUUGCUAAUGGCCAUGCUUUGUCUGAUUCUGAAGGCCUCAAGACGUCCAACAUAAUUAUUGGCUUAUGUCCAGAUAUGUGUCCUGAGUCAGAGAGGGCAGAGCGUGAAAGGAAAGGGGAUCUUGAUCAGUAUGAACGAGUGGAUGGGGAUAGAAAUGUAACCAGCAGAGUUCUUGCAGUUAAGAAGUAUAAUAGGACAGCAGAGAGGGAAGCAAGCUUGAUUCGGCCUAUGCCUGUUCUUCAGAAAACAAUUGAUUACCUGCUUGAUUUGCUAGAUCAGCCGUAUGAUGAAAGGUUUCUUGGCAUGUAUAACUUCUUGUGGGACCGGAUGAGGGCAAUUAGGAUGGACCUGAGGAUGCAGCACAUUUUCAACCAAGGGGCUAUAGCUAUGUUGGAACAAAUGAUAAGAUUACACAUAGUUGCAAUGCAUGAAUUAUGUGAAUACACAAAAGGGGAGGGCUUUUCAGAAGGAUUUGAUGCUCACCUGAACAUUGAACAGAUGAACAAAACUUCAGUAGACUUGUUUCAGAUGUAUGAUGAUCACAGAAAGAAGGGAAUAAAUGUGCCAACAGAGAAGGAGUUUCGAGGCUACUAUGCUCUCCUUAAAUUGGACAAGCAUCCUGGUUAUAAAGUUGAACCGGCAGAGCUCUCUCUUGAUCUUGCUAAGAUGACUCCUGAGACCAGGCAGACUCCAGAAGUUCUGUUUGCCCGCAAAGUAGCAAGGGCUUGCCGAACUGGUAAUUUUAUUGCCUUCUUUCGGCUUGCUAGAAAGGCAAGUUAUCUUCAAGCGUGUCUAAUGCAUGCUCACUUUGCAAAGUUGCGUACCCAGGCACUUGGUUCUUUACAUGCUGGUUUGCAAAAUAACCAAGGUCUCCCUGUUUCGCAUGUUGCUAACUGGCUUGCUAUGGAGGAUGAGGACAUAGACGGCCUGCUAGAGUAUCAUGGGUUCUUGGUGAAAACAUUUGAAGAACCAUAUAUGGUGAGGGAAGGGCCAUUUCUCAAUAUUGAUAAUGAUUAUCCCACCAAGUGUUCCAAACUAGUUCACAAGAAAAGGUCAGAAACGAUAAUAGAAGAUGUUUCACCCUCAGAUCAAGUUGUAUUGCCACCUGUUGAGACAACAAACAAGAUCCAGAUACAGAAGAAGUAUGAGAAUGAGCAACAAUCUGUCAAAGAAGUUAGUUCAAUUGAGAAGGUUGAUGAAGAAAUGGCCGACUCUGAAGCUAUUUUGUCCCCAAAGGAUGGUAGAUCUGGAAGGAAAUUUCAGGAAAUGCCGAUUGCAGUUGAACAUAGUGAAACUGAUCAUAGUUUUACUAUGCCUUUUUCGUCACCAAUUGGCUUCUUUAAUCGUGGUAUACCUGAACCACAGCCAACCAGAUCUGUACUUACUAAGCGUACUAACUCUGAUGCUAUAUUCACAAGCUCUCCUAAGAGAAUCUUUCAUUCAGAGCUGGAUGGAAGGCUCCUUGAGAGUGUGACAAAACUGUCUCCAUCAGAAAGCUCAAGAGGAUAUGGCUUUCAUUUUUCUGUGGCUGAUACUGUGCCCCAAGGUGCAUCUCAAGAUGAACCUCUACUCGUUAACCAAGUAAACGAAGAUGAAAUUGACGAAGCUGAAGAAAAUGAUCUAGAUGAAGAAAUUUCUGCAGCUAAGCUCAAGCUAUUCUUAAGGUUAUGGAAGAGACGGACGUCAAAGUUGAGGAUGCUACGUGAACAAAGGGAAUUUGCAGCAAAUGCUGCAUUGGAGUCGUUGUCACUGGGACCACCUAUACGACAUUACAUUGGUCAACCAAGCAACUUUGACAAGUUUGACGUUGAUGAAGCCGUGAGAGAGAGAUACGAAAAGCAGGAAAAGUCCUGGGCAAGACUUAAUAUUUCAGAAAUGGCCGGUGACAUACUACGAAGAAGAAACUCAGGUGUCAAAUGUUUGUGCUGGAAAAUUAUCCUCUGUUCUCAGGCGGACAAAGGACUUAAAAUGGGUGCAGCAGGCUCGUGGUUGAUCUCAAAGCUCAUGCCUUCCUGUGACGAGGAUGUGGUUAUUUCUUCGCCUGGCCUGACAAUAUGGAAGAAAUGGGUUCCUGGGCAAUGUGGUGCUGAUCCUAUUUGCUGCUUCUCUGUAAUUAGGGACACAUCUUUCU